Messenger RNA from Gavia stellata (red-throated loon), 1080 nucleotides. RefSeq names its product eukaryotic translation elongation factor 1 delta (gene EEF1D). Gene Ontology annotation, molecular function: guanyl-nucleotide exchange factor activity; translation elongation factor activity. The record is from RefSeq and is a predicted model, not a curated record. NCBI's taxonomy places the organism in Eukaryota, Metazoa, Chordata, Aves, Gaviiformes, Gaviidae. Gene Ontology annotation, biological process: translational elongation. Gene Ontology annotation, cellular component: eukaryotic translation elongation factor 1 complex; cytosol. The transcript has 10 exons. The coding region runs from base 78 to 1022 and encodes 314 amino acids.
GCGGAGCGUAGCCGCCUGCGGCCUACCCGGGCCCAGCGCUGCCGGUGUGCCCUCUUUCUCCCUGACCUUGCAGAAAAAUGGCAGUCGACUACUUUUUGCAUGAGAAGAUCUGGUUUGAGAAAUACAAGUACGACGAUGCUGAGAGAAGAUACUAUGAGAAGAUGAACGGGCCAGUUAGCAGCUCUUCACGCCAGCAGGAGAACGGAGCCAGCACGAUCCUACGCGACAUUGCCAGAGCCAGGGAGAAUAUCCAGAAAUCGCUGGCCGGACAGAAGACAGUUCCUCGUAGUAAAGAAGCUCCUUCUGCCCGUCACAAGAGGCAGUCAGGCCGCUCAACUAGUGCAAGCACAACCUCUUCUGGGCCUGCGGGUGACCAAAACGAACUCCUUUCCAGAAUUUCUCACCUGGAGGUAGAAAACCAAAACCUUCGCAGUGUUGUUGCAGACCUUCAGAUGGCCAUCUUCAAGUUGGAAAGCCGCCUGAAUGCUCUGGAAAAGUCAUCUACCUCCCACCAGCCCUCACCGGUUCCUCCAACCCAGAAAGUGGAACCAUUCAGUGUUCCCUCCAAGAAAGUGGAGCUCCCUUCUGCUUCACCGGCAAAAAAAGUUGAGCCAGCUGCUGCAGAGGAAGACGACGAUGAUGACAUUGACCUUUUUGGUAGCGACGAUGAAGAGGAAGACCAAGAGGCUGCCAAAGUCCGGGAGGAGAGACUGCGUCAGUACGCGGAGAAGAAGGCCAAGAAACCGGGUCUUAUUGCCAAGUCUUCUAUCCUUCUGGAUGUGAAGCCAUGGGAUGACGAGACCGACAUGGCGAAGAUGGAGGAGUGCGUCCGGUCCAUCCACAUGGAUGGGCUGGUGUGGGGAGCCUCCAAGCUGGUCCCAGUAGGCUAUGGCAUUAAGAAGCUCCAAAUCCAGUGUGUAGUGGAGGAUGACAAAGUCGGGACAGACAUCCUGGAGGAGGAGAUCACCAAGUUUGAAGAUUACGUGCAGAGCGUUGACAUUGCUGCUUUCAACAAGAUCUAGAAGCAAAACUGUAUCCCUUCUGAAACUGUAACUAAUAAAGAUCAAGAUUGGGAGUGCA